Aspergillus clavatus NRRL 1 is the source of this 1254-nucleotide messenger RNA. Its product is annotated as alpha/beta hydrolase. The transcript has 5 exons. NCBI's taxonomy places the organism in Eukaryota, Fungi, Ascomycota, Eurotiomycetes, Eurotiales, Aspergillaceae. Bases 1 to 1254 code for a protein of 417 amino acids. The record is from RefSeq and is a predicted model, not a curated record.
AUGGUUGAGCUACAGCCCAUCUUUCGGAAGGCCUACUGGACGCUGGCAGUCGCGGGUCUGGUAUAUGUGAGCCUUAUCUGCUCGCUCACAUGGCCCAACGUGCAACGAUUUGCCCUUUAUGCGAACAAAAUCAAUCCCGCAUUAUGGGAGGAUGUCAACCAGGUCGAGCGUUUCGGGUUCCUAAAAACGCAGGUUCAACCCUUCAAUCUGGUGACUCCUGAUAACGAGACGCUCUACGGGUGGCAUCUACUCCCUCUUCACCUAUGCCAUGAACACGAAGACGAGCUCAGCGCGAAUGAGCCUUCCGGACCAGCCGAAGACUACACCAAAACCCCAGCGUUCCGAUUCCUAGCGAACGACCCCAACGCUCAAGUGGUCAUCAGCUUCCACGGCAACGCGGCCCAUCUGGGCUCCGCUCAAAGACCCGAGAUCUAUCGCAUGCUCCUGGGUCUUUCGACGCCCUCCAAUCCCGUCCAUGUCUUUGCAUUGGACUAUCGCGGCUUUGGAAUUUCCACAGGCACCCCAACAGAAGAGGGCCUGAUCACCGAUGGCGUCUCACUCCUCAAUUUCCUCACAGCAGGACCCCUGCACAUCCCCCCAUCCAGGAUCGUCAUCAUGGGACAGAGCCUGGGAACGGCCGUCAGCGCCGCAGUCGCCGAGCGCUUCGCAUUCGGUUCCCCAGAUCCUACAGCGAUCCAACCUGCCAUCAAAGACCCGGAACCGUUCGCCGGAGUAAUCCUCCUCGCGUCCUUCAGCAGCCUGCGCAACCUCCUUGAGUCCUACAGCUUCAAGGGCAUCACACCACCAAUGCUUUCGCCCCUAAUGGGAUAUCCCCGGAUCCAGAGAUGGAUUAGGAGUCACAUCGUGGAUCAUUGGGAUACGGCUGCUCGAGUGGCGCGCCUUGCGGGUGUUGGCCCCUCGGCCGAGGAGGACGCGAAGACAUCGUAUGGCAGCAAGGGCUUGGAUCUGGUCAUCGUCCAUGCAUUCAAUGAUGUGGAGAUUCCGUGGUACGAGGGACGUAGUGUUUGGAUCGCUGCCACGGGCGAAGACCAAAAAGAUGCCCCCGGUACCCUCGUUUAUCAGAGAAAGGACGAUGAUGGACCUUCUGAGCUGAAGAUCUGGGAGAAUAGGUCCGGUAAAGACUCAGGAGCGGUGAAGAAGGUUCGCUGGGAACGGGUCGGCUACGGUGGUCACAACCGUGUUGCAACAUUUUCUGUUGCUGCAUUAUCUGUUCUCCGAGCCUUUGAGAUGUAG